UUGUCCAUUGAAUUACCAUUAAUUAUACCAUAAGCAAAUCAAGUCACGCCUGAAUUAUAUAACCCCAAUUCAAGCAUAUUGAACUCAAAUUCAUGGCCACCUGUAUAAAAACCACGGUUUACUUGCACACUAAAAUUUAAGUGUCUAAAUCAAGUUUUGAUUUGGAGGUUAUUCUUAUUCUGAAGCAGCUCCACAUGUGCGCCUUGUUAAUGUUGAUAAGCACAAUUUUAUUUACAAACAGAUGCUCUCAAUCAGGUGAGCCCCUUUCUCGUCAAUUAAAUUCAAGUGUUUUUGGCGAAGGAAGGUUAUUCCCAACCAAAGUUGCAGAUUUAUCAAAGCUCAAGAUCGUGAUCAUUCCGGAUUUACAAGUAUGUUGAUUGACCUCCAGGAGGCUAAUAAAAAUAAUGAAGAGCGCUUUUGCAAAGUUUUGAGAAACUUUUCUAACAUCAGAUAAAAAGGCAGUUUGCUCUUUGCAGAAUUAACUUGCGAACAAACCGCAACAAUGAGCAGCCGCGUCGCUCCGACGAGAGCAAAUUCCCUUGUGGAGUCACGCAUCGAGCAAAAAGCCGUGGGCGGAUCAUUAUCUUUUUUAUCGCAUCCACAGGAGGAGAUCGACAAAGUAGAAUUUUGAAUGGCAGGGAUCCGGAAAAUUAUAUGGUCACUUAGAAGUUAGUGAAAGGUCCUUUGUCCUUUAAAUUAAGCAGUGUUAACCAAUAAUUUAAUUUGAUACAUAAUUAUAUCAUUCUAACAAUACAGUAAAUUUAUACGUAUACGCACGCAAUAUUUUUAAGACUUGCAACCUGAAAUCUUUACAGUUACAUUAUAACAAAAUGUAUAUAAUUAUGUUGUCACAGUAUGUUUAUCAAAGAUGAUGUGUGCCUUUUAUUGGGAGAUUAUAUUAUAUAAAAUUAAAAUUGGCUACCAGCAUAUAAAAUGAAGCUGAAAUUCCGAGGGUUUCAUUAUUUGGUGACAUUUGGCGCUAAACAGGUAAUUCUACUUCUGCUCAAAAACAAAUUCACAAAAUUAGCAUGAAGAUUUCUCCGAAGGCAAUUUUUGGCGAAGGGUCGCAGCGAAAUUAAAUCUGACUAUCUUUUUUAAUUCGGCCGAGCGUUUCAAUUAGACGGUGGAAGGCGUCCAAUGGGUGAGCGCGGCCCUGAGCGGGCGCAGUUGCGCGCCGCAGACCCUUCAGUGAGCACCAACAGGUCGGCGCGCACAGUACCUGCCGGGCUGCUGCUCACUCGUGUCACUCGAACGCGUCCUUCUGUUGCGCGCCCCGACUGACGAUCCAGACUUACUUCAAGUGUCUCCACUUUGGCUGUCAACACCAGCGUGCUCGGCUCUCAGGACCUGGAAAAAGAUGUGACGAGGGAGGUAUGGAGGAGGCCUAGGCCACCACCAUGGACCUGAACAACGACACCAGCAGUGGCGUGGUGGUGGACGCGACGCCAACGCGCGACGAGCAGUUGGCGCGCGUCGAGAUCGCCACGCUGGCGUUCAUCUUUGCCGUCACGGUGGUGGGCAAUUCGCUGAUCCUGGCGGCCAUCCUCUUCCGCCGGGCCAAGAUCUCGCGCAUGUACUUCUACAUCAUGCACCUGAGCAUCGCCGACCUGGUCACCGCCUUCUUCAACGUCCUGCCGCAGCUGGCCUGGGAACUGACCUACCGCUUCCGCGGGGGCAACGCUCUCUGCAAGGCGGUCAAGUUCGGGCAGAUCCUGGGUCCGUACCUGAGCUCCUUCGUCCUGGUGCUGACGGCCAUCGACCGCUAUUACGCCAUCUGUCUGCCCCUCUCGUACUUCACGUGGCCCGUGCGCCGCGCACGCGCACUAGUCACCAUGGCGUGGCUGUUGGCGCUUGCGUGCUGCGCACCCCAGGCCCUCAUUUUCUCCUACCAGCCCGUCACCCCUGACGGCCUGACCUUCGACUGCUGGGGCACCUUUCCGGAGGGGUGGGGGGAGCGUGCCUACGUCACCUGGUACAGCGCCUCCGUCUUCCUGGCGCCCCUUCUGGUGCUCAUCUUCACCUACACCGGCAUCUGCCAGGCCAUCUGGCGCAACUACAACGCCAAGAAGGACAGCAUCGCCGGCCUCCCCCCGCCCAAGGACGUCCGCAACGGCCCUCUGCAGCCCCGCGUGCACUCCAUCCGAGGAAUCUCCCGUGCCAAACUGAAAACGGUCAAGCUCACGGUGGUGGUCAUCAUGUGCUACGUCGUCUGCUCGUCGCCGUUCAUCAGUGCUCAGUUGUGGGCCACCUGGGACCCUGACGCAAUCCACUCACCCUUCUGGUCAGGUCCAACCUUCACAAUCCUCACGCUGCUGGCCAGUCUGAACAGCUGCGUCAACCCGUGGGUCUAUUUGAUCUUCAACCCUGACCUGGCCGUGCUGGUCAAGCAGCAGCUGCUGUGCCAGCGGCGGCCGCACCCCGUCCGGCGGCCAGUCAUCGGGGGCGGAAGCAACUCGUCCGAGUCGCAGGGCGGAGGCAGCAGCCUCCGCAGCCGCUCCCGCUACACAGCCCACUACCCCCUGCUGCCGCCCCCAAGGUUGGCGGUGCACAAGUCCUUCAGCGACCCGGCCGUCGGCCUCAGUCAGGCGGCCUCCGUCGUCAUGAUCGCCACCUCCGGCAAACCGGUGGAUUUUGUUUGAAGCAUCGACGGGCUUAAGAGGGACCACAAAGGACACCGGGGUCAGGGUACUUAAUUUAAUGUAGGUCAGUGAUGAGAUCAGGUCACAGGAUAAUUAUAUUAUUUUUUGAACAAAAAAAGACGUGAAUCGUUGUUGAAUCGGCGGUCGCUGUGAGCGAGUUUUUAAAACUGCGUUUUAAUUUAUUUAGUUUAAUUUAAUUGUUUUCUAUUUAAGGUUUUUUUUUAAAAUGAAAAACAAAAAAGGCACAAUUUUCAUUAAGAACUUUUAUUGAUAAGCACCAGAUAACUGAAAUAUACCUUUAGGCGGUAUUUUGUGUGAGGAGCGACUUGUCACUUGAGGAAGCUUCUGAUUUUUAACGUUCUUUUAUAUACUUAAAAAUUCAUGAAAACGCCAGACAUGCAAUCACUUCUUAUCACUUUGAAUGACCAAAACAGCGCGUUUAAAGUUUAAAAUAACUUGGUUAUAUUUCAGUUAAGCCCAGAAAAAUUUACUAAAAACAUAAUUUAUUUCACUUAAUUCAAAUUUUUUGGAAAUUUUUUUAUUUAAGAAUUUUUAUCUUGUUGUAAAGAAACGAACGCGUACUGUGUAAAUUAUUUAAUUAAUUGCGUUCAGCAUGUGCAAGAAAACUUUGGAACAAGCUCUCUGCUCUGAGCGAUGAAAGUUAAUGUAGGGCUCACACAUGUAAUUAGGAGCAAUUACAAAGUGACGUUUUUUGCUUGCGACGGCAAAAUUAUUCCAGAUAAUUUAUUUAAAUGCGAGCCAACGCUGACCGACCCCGCAGGUUUUGAAAGGUGACUUGUUCAGAUAACAAAACAUGCAAAUUGAGGAAAGGCUUGAAAAAAAGACAGCGUUUUUAAUAACAUUUUUUUUUUCAUUUCGUAUUUGAAAUGGUGUCAAACUCAUUUGAGUGUUUAGUAAUUUUUUUUUUGACGGCUCAAUUUAUUUUAGACGGCGCUUUUUUACGGCGUUAAAAUGUACAUAAGGGGGCUAAUUACUCAACUGUAAUUGUCUAAUUGUAUAUUUGUAGAGCAGCAAAGGCCUGACCAGCACUAUUUUCUCCCCCUUGGGCGUUCGUUUGAAAUAAUAACUGUAAUUAUUAUUAUUUUUUUUUUAAUAAUAUAAACCGUGUGAAAAUCAAAGAAAAAAAAUCACGCGAUCAUUGUUUAUCACCGAUGUUGUUUCAACCAAAGAUCUCAAUGACUGAAUAUGUUUUAAGUAAAAUAUUGGGACCGAUAUAAUAUUUUUCAAUAAUCUGCAGGCUGGGUUGUGAACUUUUGAUUAAUCAAUAAUUAAUAAUAAUUAAUCAAUAAUAUGGUUCCCUACGUAUUGUCAUUCACAUAUUAGUCUUUAAUGGAAAAUAAAGGUUUUGCAGGUCUGUUGUGUAUUUAAAUUAUACAUCAUCUGUAUUCCAUAAAUAAAUUAUAUGAUAAUUGCCCUCGGCAUUUGACUGGUAAUUGUUGCAUAAAUUUACAAUGGAUACCUGCAUUCUCUGCGUGUGCGUCAAUUUGCUCAAAGUGUGAACCAUUAAUAAAAAAAAUAAUACUGUAUAUUCGCAUUGGCACAACACACGCGUGUUUGAACGUCACAAGUCGUGAUUGAGGUGUUGUCAUGAAGAGUGGCACAUCAAGGUAUCGCUCACUAAUGGAUGAUUCUUGUUUGCAAAUUGAGAUAAAUUUGAUUUAUAUGUAUAGUCAUCAUUAAAAAAUUGUUCUGCAUUUCUAGACUAAAAAUCAAAAGAUUUGUGAUUAUUAAGCUUGAGGUGGUUGCCUACGUUUUUACUUUAUGUAUACAAAUAUUUGAAUUUGGCCGAUUGUGUUUCAAAGGCAUUAAAUUGGUCAUCAAUUUUAAUAAUAAAAAAGUGUGCUCCAGUGUGCUCUACACAAACUGUAGCUAUUUUUGUUUGAUGUUAAUCAUAAGAGAUGAAAAUAAUGAAUCAGAAAUCAUUUCAAUUUACUCGAUCGUGCUGAAUGUGAUAAAAAUUCAAAAUCUUGAUUGUUGAUUUAAGCAAAAAAUAAAAAUUUUGUGUAAAGAAAAAUGCUUAUUUUUUUCCUUUCUUGGUUUUUUAAAUCAGAUUUGAGAAAAAAUAAUAUCUGAGUAAAACCACUGGGGAAAAAACCCU
Molecule: messenger RNA, 4758 nt
Organism: Neocloeon triangulifer
Lineage: Eukaryota; Metazoa; Arthropoda; Insecta; Ephemeroptera; Baetidae
Product: oxytocin receptor-like
Exons: 3
Coding region: 1398-2639 (413 amino acids)
Biological process (GO): G protein-coupled receptor signaling pathway
Cellular component (GO): membrane
Molecular function (GO): vasopressin receptor activity; peptide binding
Source: RefSeq, a predicted model, not a curated record